Molecule: messenger RNA, 1927 nt
Organism: Paramormyrops kingsleyae
Lineage: Eukaryota; Metazoa; Chordata; Actinopteri; Osteoglossiformes; Mormyridae
Product: ras-related protein Rab-33B
Biological process (GO): Rab protein signal transduction
Molecular function (GO): GTPase activity; GTP binding
Source: RefSeq, a predicted model, not a curated record
CUACAAUUCCAUUUCAGUUUUAAUGAAACUCAUUUAAUCCAGGUGAAAUCUUGCCUGACUGAAUCCGUGCCUUUACGACGCUCAAAUGCGAUUAUGAAACACACAAGCUGGGAGAAUAGAAAUGCAUUGAAGUGGUAUUUUAUUGUGCGGGUGCUCAAGUAUUUAAAAAAUUAAUAAGACAAAGGAUUCAUUUGAAGUAAUACGCAUCUACGUUUCAUACGACGUCCAUGACGUUGACCAGCCGGAGACGCACGGGAAGCCAGGCGGUAUAGCAUCAGCAAAACGCCAGCAGGUCCUUCCGCUAUAGUAUCGCGAUGCUCCGAGAAGCUCCCCGAUCGAGCGAUGGCAAAUGACAACAGUCACGAUGGCAAAUGACAGCAGUCACGAUGGCUUUGUUACAGUGUACAGCAGGAAGAGUCCGACAAAGGAGUGUUUUACGGGCGAUGACAACCUCCAGAUCCAGAUAUUUAAAAUCAUCGUGAUCGGAGAUUCCAAUGUAGGCAAGACGUGUCUCACUUACAGAUUUUGCGGUGGUAGAUUUCUUAAAAACCCCGAAGCAACAAUAGGAGUUGAUUUCAGGGAAAGGACUGUGGACUUAGAUGGAGAAUGCAUCAAGUUACAGAUCUGGGACACAGCAGGGCAGGAGCGCUUCAGAAAAAGUAUGGUGGAGCACUAUUACCGCAACGUCCACGCAGUGAUCUUCGUCUAUGACGUCACCAAGCUGUCCACCCUGGAGAACAUGCCGGAAUGGAUCGAGGAGUGCGCACGCCAGUGUGUCUCUCCCGCUGUGCCCCAGAUCCUGGUGGGAAACAAGUGUGACCUACAGGACAGGCGAGAGGUUCCCACCUCACUGGCCCAGCGCAUGGCAGAUGUGUACAACUUCCCUCUUUUUGAGACCUCUGCGAAGGACCCAGCUGAAAAGCAGCACGUGGAUGCCAUUUUCUUAACACUUGCCUACAGGCUAAAGAACAACAAACCACUACGACUGAAACAGCCCAGUGAAGGAACCACGGUGCAUCUCACAGAAGAACAGGAGCAACUGGAGAACCAGUGCAUAUGCUGAGCUAUCCCACAAAGAUCUUACCUCCCCACCUCAGUCAGCUGAUACAUGCUUAUUAAUACUAUCUGUGGUCCCCUACACUUCAAGGAACAGGUGCUUGGUCUGUUUGGUAAUAUUUUCGAGAAAGGAACAGCAUUUUUUUGUAAUGUGUUCAGGGAGUUUCUGUUGGGAUUGCAUUUCGCGAACUACACUUUGAUGGUAUGUUUCAUAUUUGUUGAUAUUGAAAUGAGUAAGUUGAAACACAUCAAAAUAGGAGUCAAGAUUCACUAGAAGGAAAAACAUUAAAUUUAUUAGCCAGUAUUUGAUAUUUGAUUUACUUUUUAAGUUACUUUAUAGCCUUGUAAUGGAACACUACCGAUUUUGAGUUAUGGACUGUUAGGUAAAUUACCGUAACACGAAUGCUUUGGUGUCACCAUGAAUUCAGUGUAAUAAUCUUAUGUAAUUUAGUAUAGUUGAUUACAGGUCUUACUUUAUGAACUCUACUAAUUAUGCUGAAAGUAUAUAAACUCCUCGCGUGAAAUGGAAAAUUACAUGAACGGAGGGACAUGUUAUAAAGGAAUCUCAAUGCAAGGAUCACAACGCAAUGGUAUGAUUGCUUAAUGUAAUUUUUUUUUUUAAUAUUGUAUAUCAAGGGUAUAUAAUAUAAACAUUGUAGCAAUUUUCAUUGGAAAUCCAAAACAAUUUGAAACAAAUUGUUUGGUGACCCUUUGGUAAGUAUAAAUAUCUCUUUGGGAUUCUGCUAUAGAACCCCAUUCUUAAUUACUUGUGAAUGUUUCUUUAAAAAUGAAAACUGUACCUGUAAAUGCUGACAUAAUACAUUGGACUGUACGAUAAUUAAACUGUAAAUAUCCCUUUUGCAGUGUUUUA